Parnassius mnemosyne (clouded apollo) is the source of this 1638-nucleotide messenger RNA. The record is from the annotation of a GenBank genome assembly. NCBI's taxonomy places the organism in Eukaryota, Metazoa, Arthropoda, Insecta, Lepidoptera, Papilionidae.
AUGGCGGCUAUUUUUUAUGUGUAUUUAAUAUUAAUUGGUGGAUUUUGUGUUCGAGCUUUAGAAACUAUCAAAGCAUUCUACUGUCAGGACCCAGAUACAGGAAAACUGUACCCUGUUAAUUCAACAUGGCCUUCUCAGACAUUUUGUGGAAAUUAUACUUGUAAAUUACGAAGGAAAAAUAUCACUGGUGCUGAGGAUUCUCCGAUAAGAAAAGUUAAUAUUACUAACAUAAAUAUCAAUUUUUUAGAAAACGAAGGAGAUAUGUCUCCAAGUCCAAGUCAAAUCGUUAACAUGGGAAGAAUAAUUGAUCAAGAAAUGGGACAGUUGUUACAGAAAGAAAAUAUUUUAUCAAAAACUGGGCCGAGCGAAGAAAAACAGAUUGAAUCUAAUAAGUAUGUGAAUGAAGGUGACCGUUAUUUAACUGACAGUGAAAUUAAAACUAUAUCAGAUAUGCUUCAUACGGUAAAGAAAAGUGAUCUGGAAGCCAUAGUUGAUAUUUACAAUUUAGCUCAAGAUAUAUAUAAAGAAAUGGAUAAAGAUACAAUUGAAACUGUAAUUCAGGAAACAAAGACGCCUAUUCACACACAAAACAAAGUUGACAUGAAGCAAGGAACCCCAACUAAAGAUAAGCAACAAAUUUCGUAUUGGUAUGAGCCAUUACAAUAUCAAAAUGCAAAAAGCAAACCAGAAAAUGACAUGAAUGAUGAGGGUACAACAUUAUCCACAACAACAGUUCAAACGACUAAAAACAAAAGCAAUCCUAAUACAUUCUUCAAAGGGUCAUUGACAGAAAAAGAUUUUAGAAAACUUCCUUAUUAUUACCCAAUAUCGAACUUCCAAAGGGUAUCUUCAUACACUCACCCUGGUAAACAUAAUAUUCAACAGAAUACAGCUAGUAAACACAAGCCAUGUAAAAAACCAAUAUCCAACAGUAAUUAUGUAUUACCACCAUGGAUUAACAAGUCACUUAAAAAUACAUAUAAGCCAGAAUCAUCUCAAAACUCUCUCGAACCAUCAUCACUUCUUUUGCCUUUCCCAUUCGCCUACGUAAACAGCAAUAAUCUAAGUGGGUACCCACCGAACUUUUACUAUAGUGGGUAUAGUGGAUAUCCUUGGGCGCAACUCAAUGUAUACAACAGAAAUCGAAACUAUCAGCAAUCAUACUUAGGAACGGCUUACAUAGCUCAGUUGCCUGGUGAAUCGAUAUACGCUAAGCCCGAAAUUACUAAUAAAUAUGAAUAUCAUAGCAACAGCAUUACAAAAGAAGAUAUUAUAGACAUAAUAACUAGUAUGAAAAGUAAAGAUAUAAAGAAAAUGCCUGAUUGGCAAACUGAUCCACUUCCAACGCAAGUUAUUGAAGAAGUAAGAGGGAAUGCGGAGAAAUCUAAAUUGCUUAAACCUUAUCCUUUAAGAAAGAAAGUGAAAUUAGAAAAAGUUGGUAAGGUGAUUAAACUUGACGAAACUGUAAAGUCUAAAAGAAGUGUAACAGAAAAUAAGACUGAAGAGGAAGAGGAUGACGAAUUUGAAGCGUAUGUUGUAAAAACCACAUGUGAACCAGGCACUGAACUGGGAUACUUUCGCCGAGGAAACAUGAGUCGACCGUUUCCAGCCUGUUGUCCAGAGAGGAUAGAACGUUGA